Penicillium maclennaniae is the source of this 1356-nucleotide messenger RNA. RefSeq names its product putative transcription factor Rap1. The transcript is spliced from 4 exons. Gene Ontology annotation, cellular component: shelterin complex. NCBI's taxonomy places the organism in Eukaryota, Fungi, Ascomycota, Eurotiomycetes, Eurotiales, Aspergillaceae. Gene Ontology annotation, biological process: telomere maintenance via telomere lengthening; regulation of DNA-templated transcription. The record is from RefSeq and is a predicted model, not a curated record. Gene Ontology annotation, molecular function: telomeric repeat DNA binding. The coding region runs from base 1 to 1356 and encodes 451 amino acids.
AUGUGUGCUCUACCGUCUGACCACAACAAGAUACCCAUUUUUGCCAAACAGGAAGAUGGUCUUCCGACAAAAAUGCAAUUCUGGUUAUCCCAAAAUAUCCCGCGCCGAGAGGAUUACACAAAGAAGAUCAAAGCAAAUGGUGGUGAGGUGGUAAUGGUAGACAAAGGCCCCGACGUCGUCAGGAUAUUGAAGCCUGGGAGCGAGAACAACCCUCGGGAAGGUCUCUCCUACAAAUAUAUUGACGACUCAAUAACGGACGGGCACGUCCCUAAGGGCAAAGCUCUUGAUGCAUACAAAGUCAAGCCUUCUGCGCCCCGGCCAAUGGGCGCAACACAUAUUCCCAGAAAAGGCACUAGAACGGAUUUCAAUUUAGCAGACGACCGAAUUCUUUACGACUGGGUCCAGCAAUUUGAAAGCACGCAAGAUUCGCUUAGCGGCACUAAGAUUUACCAGGAUUUGGCUGAAAGGUUCCCGCAACAUCCCUGGCAAUCGUGGCGUGGGCGAUAUUUGAGAAAAUUGCGUGGGAAUCCUCGCCCAGGGGGUGGAGUUCCCAGGCCUGACUUGCUUCAUGGGGUUGGACUAGAGUCCGCAAGAAAUCAUAUACCGCAGCUUCCUUUGACAACUGCACAGUCGAGGCCAUCACCCAAUUUAACAUCACCAAUCAUACCGAAUUCAAAACGAAAACAUCAAUCAAGUCCUCUCUCCCCUGGUUCCCCGGCAGAAGCAGCAGCAUCUUCACCAACGAAACGAAUCAGACCCGAGAUUUCCAAGUCCCCUGACUCUGUGGUGCGAAGGUCAACUGGCGAUCAGCUCCAUUCAUCCUCAAGAACCUCACAUCUAGCAACACCUUCACAAGUCAUUCCUCACACCCAGCAUUCUUCUCCUACCCCUCACUUCACACAAUCGUCACCACAGACGCAAUCAAUGCCCAACUCAGCGCAACAAUCAUCAGGCAACUCCCCGGAUCAAACAGAUCCGAACUUCCUCGAGCUACCAUUCUUACCUUCAAGCCCAGAGCCGGACGACAGUGAGGAAAGUGAGGAAGAAGACGUUCCAGAUGUCGACGGCUGGAUUAAUAUGCACUUGGCGCGAGGAAGAGCCGAUGAGGAGACAAUCAUCGCGGUUUUGCGCUCUGCAACUAUGGAUCAAGACCUUGCCAGCAAGGUGCUGGAAGAUUGGGGUCCAGAAUCGGCGAUCCCUGAUAAUAUGCCUGGGGUAUGGACUGCCGAAGACGACAGAUGUUUGGAAGCUGGAGAUGCACGAGACGUUCAACGAGUGAUGACCAAGCAUGGGGAGAAGUCACUUAAUACCAGGUGGGAAUAUCUGCGCAUGGCCAGGGAGAGGGGCCUUCUUUAG